AAAGUCAAGGUCGUUGUUAACUUAACCUACGAUUUUGUUUUCGUUUAUAAUUAUUUUUUUUACGUUGGAUUAUUUUCACAACCAUUUGCGAAGAAGGAAGUGAUGAGUGAUGGCGAACGCGGUGGUGCUGGUGUACUUGUCGCUGCUCGCUAAUUCCGUUUUCAGCCUACUCGACGAUGACGCCGUCUGCAAGCGCGUCUCCAGCUGCAGGUGCGAAACGGAGGACGGCAUCAUCAUGGACCUGACGACGAUGCUGCUGCCCGACGACAAGUUCCUCUCGGCAGAGAAACACGAUCUGGUGUACUAUUAUCACGGAUGCGUCGAUACUAAAUUCGAGAUCGCCCAACCAAAUAAGACCGGAACGGAUGCCUGUUUCGGACAAACAAUUGCCGCUUGCCUGCGGACCAGCGACAACCAGACUUUCAUCGUCGGUCAUUCGAAAGACUCCGUGUUCAGCGACGAUCCGAACGGCCUGACGCAGAUCACCUACGAGUUCAACAAUGAAAAAAAGAUCAAAGUUACAACUGUGAUCACAAUGAUUUGCACACCUGAAUCGAAGGAGAACGAACUGGUGAUCCACAGUAUCGAUGAUCAACAGCAUCAUUUGCAUCUGUUCACGAAGAGCGCUUGCAAAUUCAAAGUGGAGCAGAGCUUGAGCGUCGGCAGCAAACUGGUGAUAAUGUUGUUCGUGUUCUCGUUGGUGUACCUGGUGGGCGGCGGUUGCAUCUCGUACUUCCUGCGGGGGGCGCGCGGUCGCGAGAUCGUGCCGCACGUCGAGUUCUGGGUCGGUCUUCCCGGUCUCGUCAAGGACGGAUUCGUGUUUCUCCUCAACGGAUGCAAUCCGACGAUGGUUUCCACGGCGGAGGCCUACGACGAAAUCUGAGCAGCUGCUGCUGCUGCUGCUGUCAUCCUUUCUUUACCUUCUUUCACCCUUAUUAUCGUUUUUCUUCCCCUUUUACAAACACUUCAAUAUUAUCGUUAACAUUUUGCUUCGUCUGCUGAAAGAGAAAUAAUGUUACAUGCAUUGUGGGCAGAUUAAGUAAGAUGAUGAUGAUGUUGAUUUGCGCACACUAAAGGACGUUAAAAUCAAGUUUUUUUUUAACAGAUCAAUUUUCGGUUCAAUAUUUUCUUUAUUAAAUUCAAUAACAUAUAAAUUAAUAGAAUUACUUUAAUAAUAAUAAUUAUUAUAAUAAAUGGUUUGUUCUUUCUUCUCGUCUUUUUGAAUUCUAUUUUGGGAACUGCUUCUUCUGCUUCAUAUUCUUCGUCCUCAAUCAAUUGUCUACAAUGCUAUACAUAUAUAUAAAUAAUUGUAAAUAUAAUGGAAGAAGAACCAAAAAUAUAGGGGGAGAAAGAGGAUGUGUAUAAUUGGUUGCGUCCUAGUUUCCUUCUUCAUUUGUUUUUGAUUAUAUGAUUCGCACUCCUGAUUUCGCAUCGCCUUAUUGUUAUUUACAGCGAAAAAAAA
Nicrophorus vespilloides is the source of this 1462-nucleotide messenger RNA. RefSeq lists its product as uncharacterized. Lineage: Eukaryota; Metazoa; Arthropoda; Insecta; Coleoptera; Silphidae. Gene Ontology annotation, cellular component: trans-Golgi network. The transcript is spliced from 4 exons. The record is from RefSeq and is a predicted model, not a curated record. The coding region runs from base 110 to 883 and encodes 257 amino acids.